AUGGACCAAUCGCAGGGGCGCUUAGUGGGAUUUAAGUCGCGUGGCGUUUAUGUAACGAAAUUCAAACUUCCAGAGAGAGAGACAAAGCAAAGCAGCUAUUGCGUCUCACUAGUUUCUCCAAGAGGUUUGCGAAAACGUGAUGGCUCAGUUUGGAUUUGAGAAUGAUAUCCACAGCAUUUUAAAGCUCGACAUGCCGAUUACAAACGCUCCGGUGAUUGCGAGGUGGCAACGGAAGGGCAGCUCGUCAAACACAGCGGCCGCUCUGAGCAGCUUGUCGCCCGGAAAACCUGCCAGUUUGUCGCAGAGUUCAUCCAAAACGCCCAGCAAAACCCCAGGAAAAAAUAAAAAAACGCCCUCGAAAAUGGGAGGUGAUCGCUACAUUCCCACCAGGAACAACAAACAAAUGGAUGUGGCAAAUUUCCUGCUCACUAAGGAGAAUGAACCAGUGGGUGCAAAUGCAACAGUCUCAACAGAAAACCAGAAGUUUUGGUCCAUAUCACUUAAUGGUUACAACAUUAAUGAUGCAAAGAUUUUACACCUUGGAGGGCAGCCUCUGAAUGCACCUGAAGGCUAUCAAAACAACCUAAAGGUCCUCUACAGUCAGGCUACAACCCCAGCUUCUCUGAAAAAGAGCAGAUACAUCAGUUUAACUCCAGACAGAAUCCUGGAUGCUCCUGAUAUUCGUAAUGAUUUUUAUUUAAAUCUGCUUGACUGGAGCAGUCAGAACCUUCUUGCUGUGGCUCUAUGCAACAGUGUGUAUCUGUGGGAUGCUACAGUGGGAGAUGUUACUCUUCUCAUGAAGAUGGAGCACGAGGAAGACUACAUCUGCUCACUGUCCUGGACAAAAGAAGGCAGCUACCUUGCUGUUGGAACCAGUGACUGCAAAGUUCAGUUGUGGGAUGUUGAGCAUCAGAAGCGGCUGCGCAGUAUGGCCAGUCACACAGCUAGAGUUGGUAGUCUAAGCUGGAAUGACCAUGUUCUGUCCAGUGGCUCCAGAUCAGGACACAUCCACCACCAUGACGUUAGGGUGGCAGAUCAUCACAUCUACACACUAGAUGGUCACUCGCAGGAAGUGUGUGGCCUUAAGUGGUCCCCAGAUGGACGAUACUUAGCCAGUGGCGGUAACGACAACUUGGUGUACUUGUGGCCUCGCGUUAAUGAGGGAAAUGGCAGCGAGCCACUCCACCGCUGGAGCGAACAUCAGGGAGCUGUCAAGGCUUUGGCCUGGUGUCCAUGGCAGUCAAAUAUUCUUGCUUCUGGAGGUGGUACAAGUGACCGCCACAUCCGCAUAUGGAAUAUAAACAGCGGCUCCUGCCUCAGCUCACUCGACACUCAGUCUCAGGUCUCAUCACUUGUAUUUGCACCCAACUACAAGGAGCUGGUGUCUGCCCAUGGAUAUUCUCACAACAAUGUUGUCAUCUGGAAAUAUCCUUCUCUUAGCAAAGUUGCAGAGCUUAAUGGCCAUGAGAACAGAGUUCUCAAUUUGAUUUUGAGCCCUGACUGCUCCACUGUCGCCACUGUUGCUGGAGAUGAAACGAUUCGUCUGUGGAAGAGCUUCGAGUUGGAUCCUGUCAAAAAGAAGACCAGUGAGAGAACAGCCCAAUCAACGAGUGGUGUUCUUCGUCACGCCAUCAGAUAGAGCUCCAUAUUUUUACAAUCGAUUGAAGACGUUGAGGUUUAUACUAAAUGAGGGUUGUACAAAUGUUUUAUCAGCAAUAAAGGUUAUGAUGUAGUUAUUGAUCUUCAUGGUGUGCUAAUGUUUUUCAAAUGUUGAGAGCUGCUACUCAAGUUUCAUGUUUUUAUUUGACAUUUUUAUCUUGAAAUUUUAAUUUAUACAAUUUUCUGUUGUAUAAAA
Nematolebias whitei (Rio pearlfish) is the source of this 1855-nucleotide messenger RNA. It is a transcript of the gene cdc20, whose product is annotated as cell division cycle 20 homolog. The transcript is spliced from 11 exons. Gene Ontology annotation, molecular function: ubiquitin ligase activator activity; protein binding; anaphase-promoting complex binding. Bases 140 to 1639 code for a protein of 499 amino acids. The record is from RefSeq and is a predicted model, not a curated record. NCBI's taxonomy places the organism in Eukaryota, Metazoa, Chordata, Actinopteri, Cyprinodontiformes, Rivulidae. Gene Ontology annotation, cellular component: anaphase-promoting complex. Gene Ontology annotation, biological process: positive regulation of anaphase-promoting complex-dependent catabolic process; anaphase-promoting complex-dependent catabolic process; positive regulation of ubiquitin protein ligase activity.